GUAUUCGAUGAGAGACAGCAUCUCCGGUAGUGGGAAUCAAAAUUGAGGGGAAAUCCAAACGUCCAGCCCUAAUGGAAUUCGGCUUUAAGUUUUAAGUUAUGAAAUCAAAAGUCGACAUAUUUUUUCUCAGUAGUUAGUCAUACAGAGUAAUUAAUAUUGUAUCAGUGUAUAUUGUUAUGAUACUAAACUAUUGAUAAAUAAAUAUAUUUAAAUAAUUUUUAAAUAAAUUUAAUUAAAAGAAUUAAGUUUCAAGUAUUUGUUGUUGUUCAACAGAAUGGAAAUUUUAGGUUAUUCCCAUUCCCGAAAGCAUCAAGUAAUUUAUAAAUGGAAAAUUGAUGAAAUAAUUCCAUUUAUUGAGUCUACUGAAAGCUGUGAUGCAGGGAUAGUGACGCUCGACUCACCUAACUUUACCACAAGUGGCAAAAAUAAAAUUUCAUGGUACUUAAAACUGCUAUCGAGGGAAAAGGGAUGGAUAUCAAUCCUUUUGCGUCGAAAAGAUGGGAAUGAUGAAGUAAGAAUAAAGGUGUCAGUAUUUAUGUUAGACAGCAAAAAUGAAAGAAAAUUUAUUAAAACUAACGACGAACAACGUGAUUUUGAAGAAGUCGGGAGAUUUCUGAAAUUUCUUGAAAUUAAGAAGUUAUUGGAAAAUAAAGAUGAUUUUUUACCAAAUAAUACCUUAACUAUAGGUGUUAAACUAAGUAUUUAUGACAAUUAUGAAUCAUUUACUUUUGAAUAUCCAUUGCAAGGACCACAGCGUCAAAUGACUGAUGAUUUUAAAAAACUCUAUAACAGUCAGAUAAACAGUGACGUUACUUUCAUUGUGGGUAAUGAAAAAUUCAAAGCUCACAAGAUCAUACUGUCAGCUCGCAGCCCUGUAUUUUCCGCAAUGUUCACCCAUAAAAUGAAGGAAAACAGAGACAAUAAAGUUGCAAUACCUGAUAUAGAACCUAAAAUUUUUAAUAAACUGUUAGAGUUUAUUUAUACUGACGAAAUAAAUGAUUUAGAUAUGGAUGCUGUGAGUUUAUUGGAAGCUGCAGAUAAAUAUCAAUUGUUAACACUAAAAAGUUUAUGCGAAAAAUCGGUAUCUAAGUCCGUCAGUAUUGAUAAUGCGAUUGCAUUGAUGAUUUUAGCAGAUCUGCAUAAUGCUAAUCAACUGGUCGAACGUGUGCUUGAAUUAAUAAUAAAAAAUAUCAAAGAUGUCAUUGAUACUCCAGAGUAUAAAAUAUUAGAAGAAUCUAAACCACUGUUGUUAUCAAAAUUAUUUAAAAAACUAGCGACUUCGAUAAAGAAUGAUGCUUCAAAAGAUGAAAAAUAAUUGGGAUAUUGUUUACUAAGUAGUCAAUUAAUUAGAGAACGACAUUUGAGCAGAAAAUUGACCUAAAAUAUUUGGGUUUUAUGAUUUGAAAACGACGAAUUCUUAUUUUUCAAAUCUAAUAAUUAUUAUUCUUAAAAAGUAAGAUUUAAAUAGAUCAGAUAUUUACUGUUUCUCAAUUAAUAUUUUUAGAUUAUCAACUCAAAUAUUCAUUACCAUAUAUAUAUUUUUUAAUACUAAGUUCGAAUUAAUUUAUAUAAAUUAACAAUAUUUUUUUUUUAAUAAUUGUCAAAUGUAAGCGUAAGAAAUUCCUAAGUGACGAUUGUGAACUCGUAGAAAUUUUUGUACUUUAAAAUUUUCUUUCUAAUCAAUAUUUUUUAAAAACUAAUCAAAUUGUUUGAAAAGAUAUUAUGUAUUAUUUAUUUAAUUACAACUACCCUAAUAUUUAAUG
This is a messenger RNA of Microplitis mediator, 1763 nucleotides long. RefSeq names its product speckle-type POZ protein B-like. Lineage: Eukaryota; Metazoa; Arthropoda; Insecta; Hymenoptera; Braconidae. The coding region runs from base 275 to 1315 and encodes 346 amino acids. Gene Ontology annotation, cellular component: cytoplasm. Gene Ontology annotation, molecular function: ubiquitin protein ligase binding. The record is from RefSeq and is a predicted model, not a curated record. Gene Ontology annotation, biological process: proteasome-mediated ubiquitin-dependent protein catabolic process; regulation of proteolysis. The transcript has 2 exons.